CUUUAAAAGUACAAGACAGACUACAAGGAGAAUGACUCUCUCCAACUCGUGGCCUGCAGUUCACUCUUUUUUUUAACUUUUACGCCACAGAAUUCUGCUGGCAACCUGCUAUUGUGGGUUCCUACAUAUCUUUUUUUAAAGCUAAUGGUACUGAGAGAUUCUAAGUUUCCUCUGCGUUUGGUAGACAGACCUGCAGCUCAGAUAAAGAAACCUGACGCCAGAAGACCUGAAGGAUGAGUCAUCGUUCUCGGGCCUCCAGGGUGCGACAGCAUGUCCACUGUGAUUCCUGCUACAGUCGGCGCUGCAGGGCUCGGGUGGAGGUCUCUGUGUCCUGUGCCGUCAUCCCCUGCCGUCUGCUCUGCGGUGCCCUUUUCCAUCUCUGCAAAGAGGAGGAUCACCUGCUGCUCUGCCCCAAUGUCAGGGUGCCCUGCCUCAACGCUGAGUUCGGCUGCCCAGUCCAGCUGCCCCGCUCCUCUCGGGCAGCUCACCUCCAGGUGUGUCCGGCCAGCGUGGUGUCCUGCUCCAUGGAGUGGAAUCGCUGGCCAGCCAAUGAUGCCCAUUCUUACCCAAACACAGAGCUGCAUGAAAACCUGCUCAGAGAAAGAGAGCAGGGAGGAUGUCUGGACCUGGCUUUGGCCCUGAAAGACCAGGACCGCCUAUUUCACUCCAUUAAGAUGAAGAAACUGUUCCCAGAGAUGAUCCAGACUGCAGAGGAGGAGAUGAAAGAAGAGAGGAAGGAGAGGGAGAGGGAGAGGAAGAAGAAGAAAGAGAGGAAGAAAAAGGCAGCGGAGAGGGAAGCGGCAAGAGAAGCCAAUGCUCAAACCUGGGAGUCUUUCAAUCUGUUUAACAUCCAAAACCCUAAUGUGACAGAAGAGGAGGAGGAGGAUGAAGAUGAGGAUGAGAUUGAAUAUCAGCCGGUGCUAACUCAGGAGGAGAGAGAGGCUAUAGCCAGGUCAUCAGUAGUUGAUGCUGACCUGUUAGAAAACUACAGCACCUGGGAGCACAUGUUCAGUAUGGAGAUGGGCGGCUGCCGGACAGCUGGAGAGGCAGCAGCAGGAGGCCGAGGACAGAGUCUGCCUAAAGGGAGGGGAAAAGGCCUGGGCACUGUUAUGGAGGAAGAUGCCUGUAUGGGUGCAACAGCAUCAGACACUUGUAAACUAGUGAGCGGUGCCUGCACCUCCUCAUCCUCCUGUCCAGCUGGAAAGCGCAAGAAGGGGAACUUUGUGUACGGACACGUGGAGGCGAUGAAGAUUAUCACUGUACGCACCUUUAAAAUCCCAACCAGCUUUUCUGCCAGGCAGUCCCGCAUCCGCAACCCUGGUUUCUACAGGAGAGAGAGUGAAGCUGUGGACACCAGCGAUCUGGGAGUGGCGCUAGAGGAGAUGCCAGUUUGGGAGGAAGUUCAGGCCUCCCUGCUGUGCUCCCUGGAGAAGGAGCAGAGGGGUCACCUCAUCGCAGAGAGUGUUUGCCAAGACGGUCUGUUACAAGAUGAAGGCACACAGACCUACAACUUUCUGUCAGCUCCUUUCCGGAAAAACACGUCACUGGCUGACCUGAAUGCCAGGAAACCACCAGAGCUGCACCUACAGCUGCAGGUGGAGAGCGUCACUAGCCGACACCACAAGGCCAGCUCUGCCUUCACCUUCCUCUGUGGACACUAUUUCCAGCGCAGAGAAUACGGCAAACAUUAUAAGAACAUCCACAGCGACAUCCAGAUGGGUGUAAACGGCUGGUUUGAGCAGAGAUGUCCACUGGCGUACCUGGGAUGCACCUACAGCCAGAAGAGACUUCAGCCCUCCACACAUGAAGCAACCGUCAAAUACAAUGAGGAUCUGGGCUGCUUUAGCCUCCAUCCUACAACCCUUGUCUCUCUGGGUGAUGCCUCCCAGCCGUCCAGCAACUCAGCAGACUCCUCUAUCGCUCAAAGGAAGAGAGGAGGUCAAGCUGGAGCAGGGGAGGACUCUCUGAGCUCGUUGCCCUACGAGGUGCUCUGCCACAUGGCCAGCUUCCUGGACAGUCAGUCCCUGUCGCAGCUCGCUCUGGUGUCCCAGCUCAUGAGGCAGGUGUGUUCAUCUCAGCUGCAGGACAGAGGGAUGGUGACCCUCCGCUGGGAGAAGGAGGCCAACUCACAUCGAGGAGCCAAGUGGAGGGUGACGCAGAAGGUUUGGCAGUUCAGCUCCUUGUUCUCUCCUGUGGACACCUGGUGCUUCCGAGACGUGCCGUCCAUCUCGGAGCAUCUAAAAGUGUGUCCCUACUACGAGAAAGAGUCCAAGACAGAGAAGAUUUGUCUUCCACAGAUCCGAGAAGUAAUCCAAACCAACAGGAGCUGCAAAGGUCCCACUCUGGUGACCUUGUUCCAGCAGCAAAGGAUCAUGAUGUAGGGGUGUUAGAAAUCAGGUAGCUAGUAAAAUGUAUGUGUCACAACCCACCAACAACAGACUUUUAUUGCAUGCAGUCCCUUUUCUCUCUCUUGCCAUAUGCCCUGUCACUGCUGUCCACUGGCAUUUAAAGGUAAAGGAGUUGAGUUUUGAUAUUAAUGCUGUGACACUGAUUCGAUGCCUUCAUUGCAGACACAGACUUUGCAGUCUAAAUCGAACUUCAUUGACAAAAAAUGUCAGGAAAGCACUGAAAUUAAGUAUGUAAAGAAAUUCCUGAGUAAAGCAAUAAAGCCACAGCUGUCCUCUUU
Messenger RNA from Stegastes partitus (bicolor damselfish), 2686 nucleotides. RefSeq names its product F-box only protein 40-like. The record is from RefSeq and is a predicted model, not a curated record. Gene Ontology annotation, molecular function: zinc ion binding; ubiquitin protein ligase activity; protein binding. The transcript has 6 exons. NCBI's taxonomy places the organism in Eukaryota, Metazoa, Chordata, Actinopteri, Pomacentridae. The coding region runs from base 234 to 2381 and encodes 715 amino acids. Gene Ontology annotation, cellular component: cytoplasm.